AUUGGGUACUAGUGGAAGUAAAAUUGUGGAUAAAUUUAUUACUAAUAAUUCUUUAAAAUGGAUCCCUUAUGAUAAAUUUAAGAAUAUUAAAUAUCUUAAUAAAGAAGGAUUGGGUACUAUAUAUAAAGCUAUAUAUGAAGAUGUUGAAGUAAUUCUUAAAUAUGUUGAUUAUUUUAAUAGUUCAGAUGAAAGUUUAAAUGAAUUUUUAAAUGAAUGGAAAAUUAUUAAUUUUUCAGAUAGAAUUAUUAGAAUAUAUGGAUUUACAAAAGAUCCAGAUACUUUGAAUUAUAUAUUAAUAAUGGAAUAUACAAAUAAGGGUAAUUUAAGAAGAUGUUUAACAGAAAUGACAAAAAGUUGGGUACAAAAAUUAUUUAAUCUAUAUCAAAUUAUUGUGGGCCUUAAUGAUAUUCAUAAAGAAAAUCUUAUUCAUUAUAACUUUCAUGAUGGUAAUAUUUUAUGUGAUGAAUAUGCGUAUAUACAUAUUUAUAUUAGUGAUUAUUUAGGAUUAUAUCAACUUGCAAAUUCUUUUUUAAAUGAAUAUAAUAUUUAUGGAGUUUUACCAUUUAUAGCACCUGAAAUUUUAAGAGGUCAACCUUAUACUCAAGCUAGUGAUAUAUAUAGUUUUUCUAUAAUUAUGUGGGAAUUUACAUCUGAAAUUCCACCAUUUAAUGAUACAGCACAUGAUUUUCAACUUGCUUUAAGUAUUUGUAAAGGUAAACGUCCUGAAAUUAUUAAAAAUACUCCACAAUGUUAUGUAGAUUUGAUGAAAAAAUGUUGGGAUGAAGAUCCAUUAAAAAGGCCAUCAUCUGAAGAAGUUUUAGAUAUUAUUAAAAAUUGGAUUUUUCUUUCUGAAAAUAA
Molecule: messenger RNA, 858 nt
Organism: Rhizophagus irregularis DAOM 181602=DAOM 197198
Lineage: Eukaryota; Fungi; Glomeromycota; Glomeromycetes; Glomerales; Glomeraceae
Source: RefSeq, a predicted model, not a curated record